AUGAGUGCUGGAGGUGGAGCUGCUGCUAAUAACUUACCUCCUGGAGUGAAUCCAGAAAACAAUCCUCUGCCAGGAGGCCCAGUGAUCAAUCCAACAAUGAAUCGAAACCGGAACAACAAUCAGAAUCCUUUGUUUAAUGUGCGGGAGAGACUCUUCCAUGCCUUGUUUUUCAAGUUUGCAGUGGCCUAUGCACGCACCUUCCCUAGACCUGUAAGAAGAUUCUUUGAGUUUCUUGUGCUACUGAAGGCAUUGGUUGCUUUCUUUGUACUAGCCUACAUACAUAUAGCCUUUUCAAGAACACCAACAACAUGUUUAAAUCAUAUAAAAGAGUCUUGGCCUAGAGAUGGCAUCCUUAGGGUGGAGAUAUUAAGAAAUCCAGCCCAAGAUUAUUCUAUUGAACAAAGCUAUGCAAAGGAACGUAGAUUAAAGAAAGACAAGGAGGAACUUAAUUCAAUGCUUGGGAUGCUUGCUACUGAAGGGUUCAUUAAUAUAGAAUCAUCAUCAAGUGAUGAUGUUGAAGAGGAUGAUUACAUAAGAGAUGGUACAGAUUAUGGAAACAUAACACGUAUUCAUGAUGAGAAUCAAGAUGAAAUAGAAUCAGGAAGAGUCAUGGAAACCUCUUAUAUAAAUACUGGGCCUGAACUUGUGCCAAAUGAUGAAGAAACUGACCUUAAUGCAACAAUAGUUGCCACUGAAGAAAUUGAACCUGUUUCCUCUAUAUGGGAAGGAAUAAUAGGUCUUGUCGAAGAUAUCGAUAGAGAUUCUAAAGUUGUUGAUGACACUGAUGAGGCUGCAGCAAAUGACUCUUCAAAAGAUGAAGAUUAUAUUCUUGAGUAUUCACUUGAGUACGGUUUCCUGCGACUCUCGCCUAGUGCACGUCUUCGUCUCAAGAUCCCGGUUAAGAUUGUCACAUUGGACCCUCAGAAGGACGAGUGCUUUGGAGAUGCGUUCUCGCGUUUUGUCCUCGAUGAGUUUCUGGGUUAUGAUGACCUGCUUAUGGCCUCAAUUAAGACACUCGCCGAAAAUGAAGAUAACAAAGGAUACUUAAGAAACGUGAUUACCGGGGAGCAUUAUCGUUUCGUUUCCAUGUUGACUGCGCGCAGCUCUUACAUCGCUGCGUUCUUUAUCAUGCUGGUCUUUGUUUCCAUUGCACCGCUGCCGUUGGGCGGCGGGCAGGCGGAACACAGCGACAAUGCAUCAACAUUGAUCGUGACAGGAUCCAUUUCAAUAUAUGUCACCAGACUAAUCCGUCCGCUAGGAGUCACCGGCCGCACGAAUUGCAUUAAUCAGCUGUCAAACUGUGCGCGCUUCUCCGAUUUCCUAUGA
Molecule: messenger RNA, 1326 nt
Organism: Chilo suppressalis (striped riceborer)
Lineage: Eukaryota; Metazoa; Arthropoda; Insecta; Lepidoptera; Crambidae
Source: the annotation of a GenBank genome assembly